Molecule: messenger RNA, 1633 nt
Organism: Tarenaya hassleriana
Lineage: Eukaryota; Viridiplantae; Streptophyta; Magnoliopsida; Brassicales; Cleomaceae
Product: transcription factor E2FB-like
Exons: 14
Coding region: 251-1627 (458 amino acids)
Biological process (GO): regulation of transcription by RNA polymerase II
Cellular component (GO): RNA polymerase II transcription regulator complex
Molecular function (GO): DNA-binding transcription factor activity, RNA polymerase II-specific; RNA polymerase II cis-regulatory region sequence-specific DNA binding; protein dimerization activity
Source: RefSeq, a predicted model, not a curated record
CUUCCCUCCACAUCAGUAUCUGAACGGGACGCCCAACUCAUUCCCUCGUUUUUCUGUUCCUUGCACCGUUUCUUCUCCUCUCCCGCUUCUUUUCGUUUCUCCCGAUCCGCUCUCACUCCAUCGCCGGAAUCCUCUACUCUCUUGCGCCGAUUUCUUUUCCUCUCCAGUUUCUUUUCUUGCGCCGGUUUCUUGGACAAUUCCUCGUGAAUUUUCGUUUCGGAGAUUCUCGGUGGGAUCAACGGUCGCCUCCAUGUCGGAAUCUCAGAAACCUUCAAAAUCCCCUCCGCCGAAGCGGCAGCUCCAUCCCGCGGUGUUCUCCAUGAGGUCGGCGGCGUUCGGCGAUUACCACCGGUUUGACGCGACGAAGCGUGGCGGAGCUUCUGAUCAAGAGACUGAGGCGAUCGUCUUUAAGUCUCCGUCGCAAGUCCGUCAAGCUUUGAGUCUUCAUCAGCAUCCGAAGCCGGAGACAGAUACUGCAAACCGAACACCUGAGUCUAAUGAAUUGUCUACUGAAGAAGAAGAAGAAGAAGAAGAAGUGGGGAAGUCUAACGACUCCAUCCAUACACCUGUAUCAGAAGAAGUGGGGAAGGCACAAAACUCUUCUGAUUCUAAAAAGGGUUCUCCUGGCGACAACUUCGGUCAGGCCGGUACUAGUCGGUACAACAGUUCGCUAGGUGUCUUGACAAAGAAUCUCGUCAAUUUAAUAAAACAUGUAGAGGAUGGUAUUCUUGACCUAAGGGAAGCCGCUGCCAUUCUGCAGGUGAAAAAGAGGCGGUUAUAUGAUAUAACAAAUGUGUUAGAAGGAAUUGGUUUGAUGGAGAAGACAGUCAAGAACAAAAUCCAAUGGAAGGGACUCGAUGUCUCAAGCCCGGAAGAAACAGCUGAAAGUAUAGCCAAGUUACAGGAAGAAACACAAAACCUUACAGCAGAGGAAACAAAAUUGGAUGAGCAAAUUAGAGAAAUGCAAGAAAAAAUUUCGAGCUUGAGCGAGGAUGAAAAUAACAAAAAGCUUCUGUUUGUCACUAAAGAGGAUAUUAAUAGCAUACCAAGUUUCCAGAAUGAAACCCUGAUAGCUGUCAGUGCGCUGCCUGGAACAAUGCUUGAGGUGCCGGAUCCUGAUGAGGGGGGUGAUUCUACUCAAAGAAGAUAUAGCAUUUGUCUCAGAAGCACAAUGGGGCCAAUAGACGUGUAUUUAGUGAGUGAAUUCGAAGAGUUAUCUUCAAGAGUUAUGCUUGCUGGGGAAAAUGGUGCUGAUGCGGCUUUGGAUCUCCCGUCAACUUCUGGUUCGCAUGAGAACCAAGAAACAGCCACAGACAACAAUAUGGAAUCGCAGGAACAAGGUGUUGCUCAAAUUAUGUGUUCAGACAACGAGCUUGAUGACUUUGUUAAUGGGAUUUUGAAUACAGUUCCUUCCGAUUGGGAUGCGGGUAUGGAUUACUGGUUGCUAUCAGAGGCAGACGAUGUUAGCAUUACCGAGAGGUGGCUGAGUGAGCCCGAGGUCAACUUGAAUCCAUCCAGCUCUCAUGACCAAGAGUCUGCUCCCCCCGGCGGCACAACCCUGCAGCAGCCUCAACCUCCAUCCAGUCCGAAAGCAGAGCAUUCCGCUGCUAAAUCUACGGGUAGCUGAAGUAAC